Molecule: messenger RNA, 7641 nt
Organism: Entamoeba nuttalli P19
Lineage: Eukaryota; Evosea; Mastigamoebida; Endamoebidae
Exons: 1
Coding region: 1-7641 (2546 amino acids)
Biological process (GO): small GTPase-mediated signal transduction; positive regulation of GTPase activity
Molecular function (GO): guanyl-nucleotide exchange factor activity; calcium ion binding
Source: RefSeq, a predicted model, not a curated record
AUGAAAUUAGUACGAAGAAAUACACAAGAUAAAAGACAAGAAGAAUUGCCAACACAAAGUAAAAAACAACAAAAAAAAGAAGAAGAAGAACGGCUAUUAAAUUUAUUUGAUAAAUAUGAUACUGAAGGAAGAGGAGAAUUAGAUUCAUAUCAAAUCUCUCAUUACCUUGAAAAGACACAUAACUUAACUUUACCUGAUUUCAUUGUUAAACAAUUAAUCAGUGAAAAAGUAAUGAGUAUUACUUCAACAAAAAUUCAGAGAAAAGACUUUAUUGGAUUUAAUACUAUUAUCGAUGCUAAGAUGGAAGAAUUAAAUCAAAAUAAGAUAUCAGAUAAUAAAUAUCAAGAAUGUUUUGCACAACUAAGAAAAAAUGACCCAAAACAUUAUAAAGAUUUUCUUCCACAAUUAGUCCCUUCAAAUAGAAAACCACGUACUAUUGUUGAGCCUCCUAUUUUUGAAAAUGGAUUUGUUACUGAAGAAAUUAAAGAAAAGAAAACACUUGACCCUAAAAGAAAAAUAAGUUCUCAAGAAGCAAUUGCUCAACAAAUAUUUUAUCCCCCUAUGAGUAUUGUUCCUCCUUCUAAACUUCAUUUUGUUUCAAUGGACCUGGAUGAUCAAACAAGAAAAAUUAUUGAUAUAAUUAAUAAAGGUAAUGAUGAAAUUGCUCAAGUUAAUAUUUCACUUAAAUCUACAGUUGCUGGUGAAAAUGAAGGAACAAGAAGAAAACAAUGGCCUACAUUAUUAAAAAAUUAUUCAGAUGUUACAUUAGACGAUACAUUAGAGGUAAUGUUAGGAAAUGACGAUGAAGCAAUUACUAAUGCAAAAUUAAAAAGAAACUUUUAUACUGUUUUAAUUCAUAACUUUAGAUUAGAAUGUCCAAUAAAAGAAAAAUUUCAUUGUGUAUUUGCUAUUUACACAAAAAAUAAACUUAUUGAAAAAGUAACUUCGGAUUUUCAUUUUGAUCCAUCAAUAAAUCAUACACCAAUUGCUAUAGAAAUUAAUUCUGCAGUUGCAGGUGAUAAAGAUAAUAGUUUAUGGGCAAUUUUAUUUGUUUAUAGAAAUGCUGAUGCUAAACAAAAUACAAUGAGAGAUAUUUAUUGUGGAGAAGAAUUGCCAAAAGGAAAGAAGUUAGAAGCAUUAAAACAAAAUAUUAAUAUUAUUAACCAUCGUUCUUUAAUUGGAAUUGGAGCAUUUAAACUUCCUAUUGAAAUAAAAGAGAAAAAAGGACCAAUUAUUAAACCUCUAACUGAGUUUAAAUUAAAGAUUUAUAGAGAUGAUGAAUUUAAAGAUGUAUUAAAAUUAAUUAAUGAUAUUGACUCAGGAAAAGAACCUAAAGCUACUCAAAUGAGUUGGGCUUUAAAAAUUGAUAGACUUAGAGAAGCAUUUUCUAAUGGAAAAGGUGGAAGCGCACAAAGAAUGGAUGAGUUUAAUAUUAUUGAUGCAAAUGGAAAUGAGUUAACAGACCAAAUAUCAGAUGCACCAAAAUUAUAUUUAUUAGAAGAUGUUAGUUAUCCAUUUGUUGCAUCUACUGCAAUAACAGAAUAUUCAAUGAACUUUUAUUUAUAUCCAAAGGAUUUGGUAUUUAAAGAAAAAAGAAAAACUUGUUUGUAUUUAGAAUUUGUAAUGAAAACAAAUGAGGCAGAAGAAAAUGAAAAUAAUUGUGUUGAAUGUUUCUAUGGAGAUAAUGUAACUGGUGGGUUUUGUAAAAAAAGAGAAACAGCUGUUAAAGGUAGUAAUAAAAGUAUUAAAUUUAAUGAUGAAAUUAAAAUUAAAAUGCCUAAACAGAAAGAGGUGUUUGAUAGCAAUUCAAAUUGGCAUAUUCUUAUUAAAGUUAUGGAAAUGCAAUUAGAUGGUAGUAAAGUAGAAUGUAGAUGUUAUGGAGUGUUAAGACCAGUAUUACCUCAAACAACAGAAAUUGUUAUUGAUCUUAUUAAACCAUCAAAUGAAUAUCUUACUAAACCAGGAGAUUCAAGAGGAACUUUAAAGAUUAAAGUUGUUAAUUUAGUUUCACUAGUUCCUACAAUGAAAGAAAUCCAAACACUUGGAGAAACUGUUGGAGCAGAUAAUGUUAUGAAUAUUGUUGAGAAAAUUGGAAAAAUAUCAUUUGGUUCUCAAAAUUCAUUUCUUAGAAUAUAUUUUCCAACUGUUUUAAAUUGGAUGAUUGGAGGUGUUGUAGGACAAAAUAAAUUUAUGAAUUUUGUUAUUUUCUUCCAUUCAGUCUUACAGCCAAAUAAUGAAAUUAAAGAACAUUCAUUACUAGAGUAUAUUAAUGACUUCUUUGAUCCACAAACAUUUCUUAAAUUUUAUUCACAUUACAAAUAUGUUUUUUUAUUAAUUCUUGGAGACUUUGUAGGACUAAUGAAUGAUAAUGAAGUUCAAUUUAAUCCAAUGGUCAUUGUUAAAUACUCAUGGUUCUUCUUUGAUUUAAUUAUAAGGUCAUUAGUUUAUUAUUUAAAUGAUGAAAUUAAUAAAGGAAAUCUUCCAGAAUCAAUUUAUGGUUCAGCAGUUGGACUAAGAUUUGAAAAAUCAGUGAUAGAACUUGUUCAAACUUAUUUACGUCAAUUAAUGAAAUUAAAAAAUGGGUUUGAAAGAAUAAAAGCAAAUUUGUUUUUAGCUAAUUUUAUUAGAGAUUUAAUGAGGUUUUGGAAAUUAACUUAUGUUGUUGGACUUAUAGAUAUGGUUAUGGAUUGGUAUGCUUUUGGUGGAAAGAUGGAUAUUAUUGGAACUCAAAAACUAGAGAGAGGAAAUAAUGAAGAAAUAGCUACUCAAGUACUUAGAGUUGAUUUUCUUAAUGUUUUUAGAGAUUCUUCUAUUUUAUUUAGAGCUAAUAGUGUUGAAUCAAAAGAAACAUUUGAAGAAUUAUGUUUUGCACAACAAACAAUAUUAAGUUUAAUGAUUAGAAAUUAUAUGAUGUUAAUUAUUAGAGGAGGAAUGCUUCAAAAAUUAGGAGUAUUUGGAUUAUCAUUAUUGGUAAUGAGAUUUGACUGUGAUAGUUCUAUCCAAAGUCAAGAAAACAAAGAAAAGUUAGCUACAAUGAUGAUGCCUAUAGUUAUUUAUAUGAUUGAAGAAUAUGAAUUCUUUAAGAAAUGGCAUUCUAUUAAUUUAGAAACUCUUGAAGAUAAACAUUUAUUAUUUACAUUACAAUCAUUUGUAUUGUGUUUUAUGUUUGUAAUGAAGAAUCUUAAAACAAGUACUCUACGAACUUAUUUGGAAAAAGAAGUCCCAAUUCGAUGUUCUAUGUUAAUGACUCAAAUAGAAUGGGCUUUAAAAGUUAUUAGUAUUCCUAUUCCUACUUAUCUUACACCUAUUGAAUCUUUUAGAGAAACAAGAAGACAAGUAUUAAUUAGUUUUUUCGAUAUGCCACAAAAUGCUAAUGAAGUUUUCUUUACAAUGGAAAGGUCAACAAAAAUUGGUACUUUUCCAGUUGAACAAGUUGCUCGUUCUCAGACAAUGAAACUUAAUCAAAAGCCAUUUAUUAAAACUUCAGUUGGUGGUGGUGCACCGAAACGACCAUCAUUUAUUUCUUUUGGUAAAACUAUUAAAGAUACUUUUGUUGGUUCAUCAUCAUCUUCUUCAUCUUCAAGCAAAAGAGGUGACUCUAAAACAAUAAUUGGAAAUAAAAAAGAUGAACCAGAUUCUUCAGCUGUUGGAGAAAGUGCUGGAGGUGGAGGAGAUAAAAAGUCUAUUAAAACAGAUAUUUUUAGAAGAGCAUUAUCACCAAGAAUAUUUGGUGACGAAGAUAAAAAAGAAAGUUCAAUUCCUUUAUUUGGUGAAAAGAAAAUACUUUCUCCACGUAAAAUUAUUAAAGAUAAAAAACCAGAAGUUGAUCAAGUAACAAGAAAAAUGGAACUUCAAGUUGUAAUGAAAGAUUGUUUAUUAACAAUAAUGGAUGUAAUAGAAAUAGUUUAUGAUAUAUUUAUUGAAAAAGAGAAAAUAAAUGAAAAUGAAAUUAAUAGUAAAAUAGAAGCAAUAUUAAAGAUUCUUAUAGAAAAUUCAUCAAUGUCAACAGACAUUUGUUCUUAUUUAAGAGAUUUUAUUGUUAGAUUUAGAGUAAGUUUAUUUACACGUAGUAUUGAAAUUUCAUUAAACGUUGUUAAACAAUUAUUAGAAUAUUUUUAUUCUAAAGAAAAUAGAAAAAGGUUAGAUGCUAUUACUUUAAUGUAUCUUUUUACUAAAUGUAAUUAUAUUACUACAUACGAUGCUGCAUUAAGUGAGUCUCAUAUAUCAUCUGCUCUUGUUUCUAAAUCAUUAUCAUCCACUGCACAAAAUCAAUUAAUUCAAUUUAGUACAUUCCUUAAUGGAUUAGAUGAAAUGAAACAAAUUCAUGAAGAAGAUAGAGAAUGGGCACAAAAAGAAAUGGAAACUGCAAUGGAAAAAUCAUAUAAUGAAAUACAUAAUGACAAUAAUGCUGCUGUUAGAGUACAACAACUCUGUAUUGGAUUAGAUGCAGCUGCAAUUGAAGAAUUUAUUUCAUAUUUAUGUGAAUUAAUAAAACCUAAAUUAAAUCAAAUUAAAGAAUUUGAACAUUUAGAAUGUAGUUAUAUUGAUUGUUAUAAUGAAAUAAGAAAAGAUGUUUCAAAAAUGUAUUUCCAAAAUCUUAGAUUUAAAGAAGAAGAUUCUAUUGCCAUUCAACGAUUAAUUAAAAGUAGAUAUACAGGAACUAAUUUGUAUGAACCUCUUUAUACCUCUUAUCAAAAAUUAGAUGAAAUGUUUAUUGAAUUUAUGAAUAAUUAUAGACGUUGUUUAAAAGAAAGUAGAAAACAACAAGAAAAAGAAGAAAAAAUUGGUGUUCAAGUUCAGAAAUACGAAGAAAUUAAUGAAAAAAUAUUUGAUUGGGUCAAACAAGAAUUAAAAGUUAAAAAUGUCUUUGGUGAUGGUAUUGGAGAUGUGGAUUUGUUAGAAAAGAAAGAGUCGUUGACAGUAAAAUUAAAUUCUAUUACUAAAGAAGGUAAUGAAUUAUUAAAUGAAGCAUGUAAUAUCGAAAAUGAGUUAAGAAAAAUUACUGAUAAAAAAGAAGUUGAUUCAUUAAUUUGUGUUGAGAGUAAUGAUUUAAAACAAUUAAUUCAAGAUGUUGUAGCAAUGGUAGAAUCACAGUUACAAGGAAUUAUUGAUGUAUUAGAUGUUAGACAAAAUUAUCAAGAAAGAAAAGCUGAAAUUGAUAAAAUUAUAGCAGAAAAUGAAAAGUUAGUUUGUCAACAACAUGCUGCUAUUAUGAAUGAAUUUUGUGAAGGACCAGUUAGUGCUGAAUAUUUCACAAGAAGAUUUGUUGAACUUCAAAUUCUUAAUGAACAAUCAAUUGAAUUAUGUAGAAGAAGAGGAGAGAAGAGUGGAGAAAUUAUUACAGCUACAGCACCAUGGGAAACAUAUUAUAAUUAUUGGGAAAGAAUUAUUCAAAUGUCACAAAAUCUUGUGGUUCAUUUAAAGAAUUGUGUAUUGAAGAAAAAGAUAUUUGAUGAAAAUUUUAAUAAAGCAAGAGAAUGGUAUCAAAAAGAAAAUUCAUUUGCUAAAAAUGUCUUAAAAGUACAAGAAUUUUAUCUUAGUAGUAAAGCUACAUUAAAGUUAGAAUUACCUGAAAGUCAUGAAUUUUUUGAAACUGUUGUUGGUGUUACUGAAGGACUUAUUAAAGAAGAAAAUGAAAUAAAAGGACUUAUAGAAACUAUUAAUAAAGAAACAAAUGAAUUAGAUAAAAUACUUAAAACAAAAGAAGAAAGAAAAGAAAAAAGAAGAAGAAAAAGUUCAGUUGAAAUGAAUAAAAGAAAAACAAAAGAAGGAAAUAAUACAGAAAAAGUGUUUGGGUUUAUUGAAAGAGAAACACCAUAUACAUAUGAAAUACUUGGAGAAAUUAAUGAAAUUGGUGAAGAUUUUAUGAGACAAUUAGAAGAAUUUGAUAAAGAAAUGAAAAUGAAAAAAGAGAAAGAGAAAGAACGAGAACAAGAACGUAACAAUUAUAAGAAUAGUAUUGAAGAAUUUUAUAGAGAUUGUAAUGAAGCAUUAAAGGCAGUAAAAGUCGAUUUUAAAACAUUAAAGAGUGCAAGAUCAAAUUAUAGUAAAAUUCAAGAGAUUAUUAAGAAAAGAAUAAGUUGGAUUAAUAAAUAUGUUAAUUAUAACGGAAAAGAAAUGAGUUUAAAUGAAAUUUGGAAUAAAACAAAUGAGAAAGGACUUGUUAAUAAAGAAAAUAAAGUAGAUGAAAAGAAAGAAGAAUUAUUAAAGAAAGAAAAAACUAAAAAAGUUGGAACAAUUAAAAUAACUACGAAAAAGAAAGAGAUAUUCCAAUUUCUUGAUUGUAAUGGAAAAUUUAGAAGAGAAGCAUUACUUGAUGUUUCACCAAUGCAACAAAGAGAAUUUCAUAGAGAAUUUGAAAAUAUGAUAGAAGGAAUUAAAGACUUAUGUAAUAGAUUAACUCAAUUAUUGGAAAGUCAUGAACGUAAAACAGAACCAGAAGAAAUUCAUGAAAAAGUGUAUUCUCUUGCUAUAGAAGCUAUUGGAUCACCACAACUUCAUUUUACAUGGAUGUGUGAGUUGUCACAUAAAUUAAAAAUUGCUGAAUUAAAUAUUGAAGAAGGAUUAUGUGAAGUUGCUAUUGUUUAUUAUUUAUUUAAGUCAUUAUAUGGUGAUAAUGUUGUAGGAAAUUAUGAAGAAAUGUUAACUAAUAUUGCACCUGACUUUUUAUUAUAUGAACCUUCAAAAAUAUCUAAUGGAAUGGUUUCAGCAUUUACUAAUGAUAAAUUAAUUCAUCACGCAUUAAUGGCUAUUGAAGCAUUUGAAGAAGGAAAACUCUUUUCACAUGCAGUACGAGUAUGUGAAUUUUUAUUAGCACAUUUCCAAAAUAUGAACGAUUUAAAUCAAAUAGUUAGUAUUCAUUCAAGAAUAGAAAAAUUAUAUGAACAAAUGGGAACUGUUGGUAAAGGAAUUGAAUUACAUUAUUAUUGUGUAAUUAUUUGCAAUUCUUCAAAUGGAACAAACGACAAUGAAUAUAUUUAUUGUUCUACUAAAACAAGAUCAGCCUUUGAACAAUAUAUUCAUUUAGUUAAUAGAAAUGUUGGAAUUACUGUUUGGGAAGUAUAUCCAAUUGUUAAUAAUCAAGUUAUAAGACAACAACAAGCUAUACUUAUUCCAACAGAUAAGUUUAUGUUAGAAAAUGACCAAAUUAAAACAAGCAUUGAAGAUUCUAUCUCGAUUCAUGUAGAAUAUCAAACUGAAAGAAAAUUACCAUCAUUGUUAUCUCGUUCUCAUGUUAUUAGUAAAUUUACUAAUGUGUUAUCUCCAUGUGAAAAAACUGUUGGUGAUAUGUUUAAAUUAUAUGAAGCAUUAGAAUCUGUAUUUGAUUCUGGUUUUAGAGAAGAUAUUAUUCCUAUUUUAAGAUAUAUACUUGCACCAACUCCAUAUAGUGGAUUAUUAACUACAACUCAAGUAUUCUUAGAUAAAACUCUUAUGAGUCAAGAUAAAACAUUAAUAAAAGAAUUAUUUGAUAUUGUUUGUAAACUAUCAAAUCUUUGUAAAAUGGUAUUGGAUGAAUUCGAAGAUAAUACAUCUAAAGAAAUCGCCAUUGCAAGAAAAGACUAUUUUAAUUUUGCAAUGUUCAUAAAAUCUAUUGAAGAAACUGUAUUGAAUUUCAUUGAAACACCAAAUGAAGAAAAGUAA